AUGCGAGAACUUUGGAUAGCUUUACUCCCAUUGGUGCUAUCCCAGUCUAUCAAUAAGGUUAACUUGGGUUUCCCGGAGGCUUGGGAUGGGGACAAAUACAGAGAAUUGUAUUGUCCGAGUAAAAACAUCCCAAAAUGGUUAGACGGUUAUUUCUUGUGUCAACUCUCCGCCUCUUACGGAAACUCGUCGGCUCCACCCGGCCAACGACUCAAUCAUAUGAUCGACGCGAUUGGAGCCGUUGGAUCUUUCCAUAUCAGUAAUGGGCAGGUCAUUUUCUCUGCUCAAUACUAUCCAGCUCGACCCUACAAGAUCUGGGAAUUCUAUGACAGAAAUAUGUCAAAGUCAUCAGUUCCUUGGGCUGGAUGGUCGGACUAUAACUUGACGGCAAUGGCGAGAUGGGAACAGGUCCCAGCCAACACCGACUCUGCUCGUUUUCAUCCAAAUCUUGACUUCUGGAAAGUGGGAAAUCGAGUAAUUGCCGGAACAGAGGCUCCAUAUUGGGUCGGAUAUGAGUUUGAUGUGCGAACUCUAAACAAGUUCAAGCUCUUCCCAUUCAUAGAAGAGAACGAUAUUUUCGGCGUUCCUCGACCGUCGAUGAUUCCGAUUUCGAUGGCGAUUCACGAGCGCAAUGAUGCUGAUGGAACAAUUUGGGGCUCGUUUUCAGCAAUGAACUUCAACGAGCAGCGCUUUUUCCAGGGAAUUUUCACCGUCGACAAGAACGGAGUGCGUCGUGUUGUCGGUCUUUACGACUACGGUGUCUGGGAUCCGAAUGCUUGCGGACACGAUGACGAAUACAUUGGAGAUAAAACCCUUCUACCUGGCUAUAUUCAUUCGAUCACUUCAACCGAAAAGUACAUCAUUUUACCGAUCACGUCACUUCUCAUCAACCCAUGCAAGUUCAAGGAGCCACCAAUGAGCAACCCUCGAUCUGCUAUCCAAAAUGGAGGCCUUUGGGGAAUGGACUUUUACGAUAUGGUCCCAAUGAGAUUCUUGAUCUUCAACAAGAAAACCAAAGAAUGGGUAACGCCAAAACCGUUGGAAGUUUUCCCGUCAAUGUUCGUCACUCAUCAGUUGAAUGCUUUUGAAAGCCCUGAUGGAACGAUCACCGCUGACAUGGUCGUCUACGACAGUCACGAUCCUUAUGUGAAAUAUUUCUACACCGACUUCUUGACCUCUCAACUCUACCCAUCAACAGCCAGGAUUCUGAGAUUCACGUUAGAUGUGAAACAGCAUCGUGUCAUGUACUCAUACUUGAUUCCACAAGAAACGAUUGGAGCCGAUUUUCCGCAAAUCAAUCGCGGCUACGAGGCGCGAGCUUAUCAAUGGGCAUGGAUCCUUGAGCAUCCAUUCGCUGCCGAUAACAAGAUUAUCAAGAUCAAUGUCGACGAUCCAAGCGGUCAGCGAAACGUUGAGUACAAAGCGGAAAGCUCACUGGUACUGCACGAGCCGUGGUUUGUCGCUCGACCCGAUUCAAGGAGAGAAGAUGAUGGAGUGCUUCUAGUUAGAGCUUUAGAUCUACACGAAAAUAAAGGUGUUCUCUUGGUGCUCGAUGCAACGACAAUGUCCGAAGUCGGCAGAGCCUAUGUUCCGAUCAGUAUUCCCUUUGGUUUCCACAAUCGUUUCUUCUCGAAGAAGGAUCUUGGCCUCCCAGACGGCGUCCCACCACCACAGCACAGCUCACAGUUCAGACCUGGCAGCCCGACUGAGCUAUUGAAAAGACGGCAAUUCAUGUCCACCAAGAUCUUCAACACUCCAACAACUUCAAGCACCACAACGACAACAACCUCCACGUCCACGACUACCACAACAACUGCUAAAGCAACAACGACAGCACAGUCACUUCGUCAGAACCCACAAAGCGUAAAGACGACUUUCCGGCCGCAAACGGUGACCACACAAAAAUGGACUCCAUAUUCGACUUCGACAACACAAAGAACAACUACUGCUCCACCACCGACAACUACUCCACGAAUCCCGCGAUGGUGGCCUUUAGCCAGUGCUUCUACUGAAGAACCGUGGUGGGCUAAAGUGCUCCGCUCAAAGCAGGCAACGAUCCCACCAGUUUUCCCGCCGAUCAGUGGCGAGAAAGUGGCCAUUAAACCGCCACCAGUUGUUUCCCCCGUUGUCACUAAUCAGAUAACGGUUGAGAAUCAAAGAAAUGGAACAACAGCGAUUGAGGAUAUCUAUGAGGAGACAAUCAACGCAUUGUGUCGAUGGUUGCCAAAGGUGUUCACAGCGAUCUCGCACGAGUUGUGCCUUCAACAGGGAAAGAAAGCGGCCAAGUGGGUAGCCCCAUUGGCUAAUUCGUAUGCGGAACGUUUCCGUUUGGGACGAGUGAAUCGUGGGUUGACUGGAGUCGAGACACCACUUGUUCGACCAGCUCUUCGACCAGCUCCCACUCAAGUAACCCCCACUCCAUCAACUCCAACUACUCGUAAUUCGAAUAAUUUG
Messenger RNA from Mesorhabditis belari, 2451 nucleotides. NCBI's taxonomy places the organism in Eukaryota, Metazoa, Nematoda, Chromadorea, Rhabditida, Rhabditidae. The record is from the annotation of a GenBank genome assembly.